This is a messenger RNA of Fonsecaea nubica, 1188 nucleotides long. RefSeq lists its product as hypothetical. Gene Ontology annotation, molecular function: rRNA (adenine-N6,N6-)-dimethyltransferase activity. The record is from RefSeq and is a predicted model, not a curated record. Lineage: Eukaryota; Fungi; Ascomycota; Eurotiomycetes; Chaetothyriales; Herpotrichiellaceae. The transcript has a single exon. Gene Ontology annotation, biological process: rRNA methylation. Bases 1 to 1188 code for a protein of 395 amino acids. Gene Ontology annotation, cellular component: mitochondrial matrix.
AUGCCAAAGGUCAAUGUGAAGCGGCGCUCCGGCGCAUCCUCCUCCUCCUCAUCGCCCUACUCCAAGUCCUCGGCCGCCACGAACGCGAUCUUCAAAAUGAACACGGACAUUGGUCAGCACGUCCUCAAGAAUCCCGGCGUUGCCCAAGCAAUAGUUGACAAGGCGGACCUCAAACAAUCCGAUAUCGUGUUGGAAGUCGGCCCGGGCAGCGGAAAUCUCACGGUGAAGAUCCUGGAGAAGGCCAAAAAAUGUGUCGCGGUGGAAUUGGAUCCGCGCAUGGCUGCCGAAGUCACCAAACGAGUCCAGGGCACCCCUCAACAGAAGAGACUCGAUGUGCUCCUGGGGGACGUGAUCAAGACAGAACUGCCCUACUUCGACGUCUGCAUCUCCAAUACUCCCUACCAAAUCUCCUCGCCGUUGGUAUUCAAACUUCUGGCCACCACCCCCGCGCCCAGGGUGUGCAUAUUGAUGUUCCAGCGCGAGUUCGCCAUGCGCCUCUUCGCCAAACCCGGCGACAAGUUAUACUCGCGCCUCAGUGUCAAUGCGCAAAUGUGGGCCAAAAUAGAUCAUAUCAUGAAAGUCGGCAAGAACAACUUCAAGCCGCCCCCGCAGGUCGAAUCCAGUGUUGUGAGAUUGGUCCCGAAAGUCCCGCGACCGAACAUCAGUUAUGAGGAGUGGGACGGGCUUCUGAGGGUGUGUUUUGUGCGGAAGAACAAGACGCUGCGGGCGAACUUUUUGGGCACGAGCAGCGUUUUGAGCAUUCUGGAGCAGAGCUAUCGUACGUGGUGUGCGCAGAACGACAUACCGCUCGAAGAAGGGCCUGCCGACGACGCGAUGCUGAUGGAGGUCGAGAACAUUCAAGACGGUCCCCACGGCGAAGGGGACGAGGAAGAGGAAUGGUCCGGCUUCAUGGACGUCGACGACCAAGACGAAGACAGCCUCCCCAGCCUGCUGAAAGAGCAGUCCGGCAAAGCGCGACAGAACCAACCCACGGAGCGCUCCGUCUCGCGCAAGAAGCGCGACAAAGUCUUCCACCUCGUCCGGGAGAAAGUCCGCUCCGUCCUCGAAGACAAGACCGCUCUGGCGGACAAGCGGGCGCGCAUGUGCGACGAAGCCGACUUUUUGAAGCUGUUGUACCAUUUCAACCUGGAGGGCAUCCACUUCCUGGGGAUCAAGCACGGCGAGUAG